AUGAUCAAGGACAAUAUGCUAUGCCCCACGAUUCUGUUGCUCGCUCUUGUUUCUCAAGUCGGAUCCUUCACGCUACUACUACCUUGCUUGAAUACGAUUCAUCAGCAGAAACAUCAUCAGGAUAAGCAAUGUUGCUCGUCCAUCAAGCUACUUGUUGGUGAUGGUGGUGGCACGUUUGAGAAUGUUCAGAAUCGUGAGAAGACUCAGGCAUCAUCGUCUUCUUCUUCUUUUUCUACUUGUUCUCCUUCUUUGCUAGUAUCAUCCAGAAAAAGCAGCAGAAGCAGUAGCACUCGGCGGAAUGCUAUAAUCUAUGGCUGGGAUGGAGAAGAUUCCGAUGAAACCGAUACCACAUCCACAGCAGCAGCAUCCACAGCAGCAGCAUCCACAGUUCCAUCGUAUUUCACAGUGGAUUCCGACAUUGGUCCCGAUGCCUGUCCUCCCGAAGGAUUGGCCGUCGCCAUGAAGUUGAGCGACGAUCUCGGACGGAUGGGAAGCUUGGCACGAUUGGCGGCUGCCUUUUCUCCACCCGAACAAGGUUUGUCCAUUCAGGAUAUUGAAAAGGUCGAAGUGACCUGCGUCCGAGAACAUCAAAUUGAAUUGGAAGCGAUCUUGUGUGAAACCUAUGGAUGUGUGACACUCAGCGUGCCGGUGCAAUUUCCAAACGAAUGUGGGGACAUGGAUAUGGAAUGUGCGAUUCAGAAUUUGGAUUCUCUGGAUAUACGAGCGGAAACUAUGGUAUCUCACAUGCAAGCAUCCAUGGAAGAACUGUCAUUGGACAAUGCUGAUUUGGAGGAAUUGGUAGAAUUGAAUGAUAAAACGUCCUUUCCCAACUGGUGGGUACCACCUGGUGAUAUCGAUGAAAUGGGAAAAGAAUGCGAAUCUAUUAAAUCCCUCCUCAACGAAGCGGAAUUUCAUUCCGAGAUUGUGGCCUUGGCACAAGAUGGAAUGGAAAAGAAUGCCAAUAUUAAUGGAAAUGGAUGGAACAACAACCAAGAGAUCGGAUCUCUGACUGGCAAAAGUGCGGAGUAUCAAGUCCAGCGAGCCAAAGUGGCAGCCGUCGGUCCCGCCGGAAUUUGCAUCAAGGUGGCGGCCAUUCAACUAUCGGAACCAGGACGGGGCACUCAAUACUUGGAUGUGGCCUAUCCCUUUUCCGCCAGUAGUGUCAGUACUAUUCAUGAUGCGGCAACCUUGCGGGCCAAUGUCUUGGGAGUGGUGAUUGCGGCAGCCGACAAAGGACAACACUAA
Molecule: messenger RNA, 1245 nt
Organism: Cylindrotheca closterium
Lineage: Eukaryota; Bacillariophyta; Bacillariophyceae; Bacillariales; Bacillariaceae
Source: the annotation of a GenBank genome assembly